Messenger RNA from Thlaspi arvense, 957 nucleotides. The record is from the annotation of a GenBank genome assembly. Lineage: Eukaryota; Viridiplantae; Streptophyta; Magnoliopsida; Brassicales; Brassicaceae.
AUGUAUUACGGUGAUCAUUUAGCCGUUGCGGAGGAGGAGAUUACCUCGCGUAAUUUCUGUUGUCUGGUUGAUGCCGCCGUUAUGUUAUACGAAGAAGUAAAAUCCAAACGCCACACCAAGACGAAGAGUCUCUCUCAAAAAGAAGAAGAAGAAGAAGAAAGAGACAAGAGAAUCUUCCAUCUCUUCCCAAGAAAAAAAAGAACUUCAGUGAAGAGAUUUGAAUCUAGAAGCUACACACAAGAAAACCCUAAUAAUGGGGCUGAAGAAUCGCGCCUCAACCUUAACACAGAAGACAUACUAAACCCACGAAACCCUAAUUCCCAAUGGUCUCUGUCUUUGUGCCUAUCGAAGAAGAAAAGCAGCAAGAGACGUGACCUGCAAGAUAGUAGUAAGCGUAGUGGUAACUCCAAGAAAUCAAAGGUUGAAACUUUUUCAUGGAAAGGGAGAGAGACACCCGAGUGGCUAACUCAGCUCAUGAAAGACACAAGCCGGACUCUAAAAUGGGGAGAGAGAACGGACUUGACGCUGAUCUUUGAGAGGACUCUGUUCAAAACAGAUGUGAAUCCAGACGAGUGCCGUCUCUCGAUGCCUUUAAACGAGCUGAUCCAAAAAGACUUCUUAACCUCUGUAGAGUCGAGAGUCAUAGAAGAAGACAUCAACAACAAGACGAAGACUGGAGUGGGAGCGAUCCUCGUGGAUCAAAGGAAUGUGAAAUGGGGUGUGAUGCUGAAAAGAUGGGAGAUGAAGAAAGAUUCAGGGAGAGGAAGCUGGAACUAUGCUUUGACUUGCGGAUGGGUCGAUAUCGUUAAGGCUAAUGGAUUGAAACAAGGAGAUGAUAUCAGUGUUUGGUCUUUCAGGUGGGGUGGUCUCCUCUGUUUUGCCCUUGUUACUCCGCCUUCUCUUCUUCCUUCCAUGGCACAAAGUAGCUCUUCACUUGCUCUCUGUGACUGUCUCUAG